GCAUUACUGCAUUCCAAAUGCUGAAACUCCGACCAGUUUUCACCAAGUUUCUGAGUACGAGCGAGGUGCAGUUUAUUAAAACCGUUAAAAUGACCCGGGGUUCGGUGUCGUCGCCUUCACGACAAAAGACACUAAUCCACAGUGUGCUCAAGCAGUCCGUAACGGUUGUGGUUUUACUUUGAAAUCCAUGCCGGAAGUAUUGAUUGGAGUGGGGGUGUUGCCCCGCCUCCAGUCCGCUUCACUGACUCACUCAGCGGGCAACAAAGAAGAGAAAGGCAACCACUUGGGGGGCUAUGGAGACUGCCACUUAUUUCACCUUUUUAUAUUUUUAUUAUUCAUUUCCGUCGGUAGUUACAUAGACAGACCUUGGACUUUAUUAUUAUUUUUAAUAAAUACAGUCUACAUAUGAUGUAGCAGUUUCGUGCCGACACAGCAGCCGAUCUACUGACGAGUAAUGUUUGCUUGUGUCCGAACAAUCCAGGUGUGGAUGAGGUGUUCAGGUGGACAUUUUCUCUCAGAGCCUGGCCUCUGAUUGGAAGCACAUUGCCGGAGAAGACGCCAUCCAGCCAGCAUGUCUGCCCAGGAAGCAGCUCAACCGUCCGCAGUAGCCCAGUUAGCCGAAGUCAAACGCAAACCGGAGCUCCCGCCGAAACCGACGGAGCGAAUGUCCUCCCUCCCUUCGGAGGGCGACGACAGGGCCACGAGCCCCUCCAGCGUAAACGUCAAAAGGAUCGUGAACAAUUUCAGCCAACACAGGAUUGCGCUGGCCAACGCAAAUAAGACAAGGGAAACGAGAAGACAGCCGGUGUUAAAACCCAAGCUCCAGCCGCCUCCGCUGCCCAUGAAGAGGACCCGCCCCCCGCAGGCCAAGAGCACGGACUCAGAGGACGGCGACAGCAUCUGUGCCGAAGGAGGUCGAUCAGACCCCGAUGGGAAAGAGGUGGAGACCCGGUCCGUCAGCCGAGAACCAGAGGACGAGGAUCAUCCGGAUGGGGCUCCCGGCUCCUGCUGCGACCCGAGCUGCUGCUGCGUGUGCCACCUCCGGCGACCCGGCAUGAAGCUGGUGUGGGUGCCGCUGCAAGGGGAGGACGGCAGCGAGGGCGGAGACGGCGCCGAGGUCUUUGAGGAAGAAGGCCCCGACUUGGCCUGUUCGGAGGACGGCGAGACGGCCGACAGGCGUGUGGAGGUAGAAGAUGAGGUACACGAGGGGAGCAGCAAGGUGGAUGACGAGGGGGUCACGCGCUACUAUGCUAAUGAGGAGGCGAAGCUCGAAAAGGCAAAGUUCCAUUCGGAUAUUAUUUUUGCCGAGAGUCAAAGACUCUCGGAUCCCGGACCUCAUGUUCUUGUGUCUCGCCCUCAGGUCUCCCCUCUCCCCCCCAAAGAGAAUACACUUGUGCCGGUUAUCCACAAAUCUACCGAGGAAGAAGAAGAUAUUUAUGAGUCCAUAAUCCCCACGGUUGAUCCCAAUCACAAUAAGAAAGCUGCUCAGGAGGCGGACAUUCCUCAGGUCAGGGUGCCCACGCCGGCUCGCCGGGUUAAGCCUCCAGAGAGCCAGUGGGAUGCCGGUUCAGAGUCCGCGGUUGAUGAGGCGCCGCCCGCCAUCCCGCCCCGCAUGCCCAUGACUCAGGACACUCGCAGCCUCGCGGCGGAGGCCAGCCCCCUUUUGCCUAGCAGAUCCCCGAGGGCAAAGACGGAUUUGAGCAGGGACAACAAUCACACCUUUGUGCAGAAAAAGGAAGGAGAGAACAAUGAAGCAGGGAAAGAGGAUUCGACGGAAGAACCGUCUCUGACCAAGCCGACAGAACUUUCCAACAGCUGGAAGUCCCGGCUGCAAAACGAGCCUUUGUACCAGACCUACCGGGCCACUGUCAUCACCAAAGAGAUCUGCCGGCAGACGGUUUGCCGGAACGUCAGCACGACGACCACGGACUACGCCGUAGACUUGCCGACCCGGAACGAGUGCACCUUGUGGCAGAACCUCCCCGCGGUGCGGAACAGUGGCGUCCUGGAGCGGCUCACACCCGAACAGUGCAAAUAUCAGGAGACUAUGUUCGAGGUUCUGACGUCAGAGACCUCCUACCUCCGUUCGCUACAUGUUCUGACGGAACACUUCCUGGACAAUCGGGACCUGGAAAGGACGCUGGUCAUCAGGGACAAGAGACCCCUCUUUUCCAACAUUCUGAGGAUCCUCGAGGUCAGCGAGAGGUUCCUGAAGGACCUGGAGGACCGUGUGUUUGAAACCAUUGUGUUCGCCGACAUCUGCGACAUAAUCCACUAUCACUCCCAGCACAACUUCCCGGCCUACAUCGACUACGUCCGCAACCAGAUCUUCCAGGAGAAGACCUACACCUUGCUCAUGAAGGAGAACACGCAGUUUGCCGCCGUCAUCAAUCGCCUUCAAGAGUCACCUCAGUGCCAACGGUUGCCGUUCAUGUCCUUCCUGCUGCUGCCUUUCCAGCGGAUAACGCGCAUCAAAAUGCUCAUUGAGAACAUCCUGAAGAGAACAAAAGAGAGGACCAAAGAGGAGCAGAUGGCCUCCAAGGCGUUAGCCUCCGUGUCGAAGAUCAUUGAUGAGUGUAACACGGAGGUGGGGAAGAUGAGACAGAUGGAGGAGUUGAUCCACAUCUCCCAAACUCUCGAGUUUGACAAGCUCAAGGCCAUCCCCAUCAUUUGCCAGACUCGAUUCCUGGAGAAGAAGGGAGAGCUCCAGGAAAUGUCCAAAGGAGGAACUGUCUUCCAAAUGAGAGUCAAGUUCAAUCCCAUCUACGUUUUUCUCUUUAACGACCUGCUCAUCAUUACCACGAGCACCGUCAAGAAGGGCGCGGAGCGCUUCGUGGUGCUGGACUACGCCCACCGCUCCCUGGUGCAGGUUCAGCCCCUGGAGGACGAGAGGAACGGCGGGCCGUACGAGAACUGCUUCACGCUCAUCCUGCUGGAGAACCACAACGGGCGCAUGACGGAGCGCCUCAUCAAAGCCCCCUCCAAGCCAGACAUGCACAGGUGGAUGGGAGCCUUCCCCAGCAAAGAGGAAGAUGAUGUGGUCUACGACGCCUGGGACUGUCCUCAAGUCCAAUGCGUGGAGCAGUACGCGGCCCAACAGGCCGACGAGCUCAACCUGGAGCCCACUGAGAUCGUCAACGUCAUACGAAAAACAAACGAGGGCUGGUACGAGGGCAUCCGCCUGUCGGACGGCCAGAAGGGCUGGUUCCCCGUCAGCAACAUCAUCGAGAUCACCAACGAGCACUUGAGGCGGCGCAACCUGAAGGAGCGCUAUCGAGUCGCCCAGGCCGCCAGCCAGGUCACGACCGUCAAGAAACUUUAAUCAGGAUGCUCACAUUGACAUUUUUCCGGCCACGUUUCAUCAUGCACGUAACUCGUGGUAAAAUGGACGAUUAUUUAUACUACUUGAGUCUUUUAAAACUGAAAUGGAAUGUACACAAUCCAACACAAUGCUGUAAAGUGGAUAUUUUUAAUGUGUGCGCGCAGUAAUUAUAAAAGUGUCAAACAACAAUAACAAGCAGAACGGUUGUUUGGGUACUCAAGGUUGUUGCUGUUCGUUCCCCAAGAGACAGGAAGACGUACGUGCUCGGCCUCAGGGACGUCGCUCAUCCAUGGAUGGCGGCGGGAUCGGUAGCAGGUAUUCCUCAUAAUGCUCCACGGCGUCGAUUUGCCUGAACUCCUUCCAUCCCGCGCCACUCGGAGGCGCAGCUGCAGCGCCGGGCGUCCGCUCGUCCGUCGGACCGACGCCACCCCGGGCCUCCUUCGAUUUAGUCAAUUCCCUUUCAUUCCCGUGGAAAGUUUCCAAAACGAUAUUUCGCAACCUUACCCGAGAGUCUUCCGGCCCUUGGUAGCGCAGUUUGAGGAGACAAGUGAUCGCCUGGUCCUCCUCCGGGCUCAGCCGGAGGACCGUCCGCACGCCGUCGCGGGACAUCUGCGUGGGGCCGCCCAGGUCCCUGAACGCGUGCGGCCCACGCCGGAAGGGGUCCGCUUGAUUGGGAGGAGCCGGGCUUGUGCACAUGAGCGGCGGGGGAGUGUUGAGCCGGAAGCGACUCGAUGCCGGCUGGAGAGAAAUCGGGAAUGUGUCGGAAAUGACGAGGGCGAAUUUGUACAUUCGGCGUGGGCAACCGGUCGUGCUCCGCGGCCACGUUUGAGUUUCAAAAUUCAUAGGCCA
Phycodurus eques (leafy seadragon) is the source of this 4171-nucleotide messenger RNA. RefSeq names its product Rho guanine nucleotide exchange factor 15b (gene arhgef15b). Gene Ontology annotation, biological process: activation of GTPase activity. Gene Ontology annotation, molecular function: protein binding; guanyl-nucleotide exchange factor activity. NCBI's taxonomy places the organism in Eukaryota, Metazoa, Chordata, Actinopteri, Syngnathiformes, Syngnathidae. The record is from RefSeq and is a predicted model, not a curated record.